AUGUUUAAAAAGACCAUGCACGGAGCGCUCCCAGGUCUGGCGGAUCAGAAGGAGAUCACUGCAGCCCUCAGACAGUGUAACUACGAUCCUGAUGAGGUCAUCUCUGUGUAUCUCACCAUCUUUGGAGACGUCUUGCUUCAGCCGUCGGACAGAGAGCAAAACCAAAGAGAGCUAAAUUCAUUCCGGAGUCAUUUGGAAAAGGAUAGAGUGAUCGAAGAUCUAAAGCAGAAGCUUCUGAACAAAGAGAAGGAGGUGGAGAACUUGUUUCACAGGAAUAACCACCUGGCACGGGAGGCCCACUAUCUAUCGGACGUCGUCCAGCACUUGAACCAGAAAGUGGCCGAGCUGGAGGCGGACCAGCAGGAGGCGCGAGAGAAGAUCCGGGCUCUGCUGACGAGGAGGUCAACUGCACCUCCCGUCAAACCAGCACCCAAACCGUCCGUUGACCCGGGCCGGCUGCUGGAGGUUAGCAGGCUCACCAGGGGCCUGAACAUCUCCAGCAAGCAGCUGAGGGCCACAGUGAAGCACUGGCUGGUGGACAUGGGGAACCAGGUGAAGCAGCUGGCAGAGGCGGUGGUGAGGAUGAACGAGGCGGAGCUGGACUCCCACAGGGAAGUGGAGGACCUCCGCGCCCUGUACCGCAAGGAGGCCAUGGAGAGGAAGGUUCUGUAUAACAAGCUGCUGGAGCUGCAGGGGAACAUCCGGGUGUUCUGCCGGUGUAGGGGCGGCUCCUCGUCCAUCUCCUGCCUGGAGGUCCCCUCCAGCGAAGAGGUGGUGGUCAACCAAAAGGGAAACAAGAAGAAGUUCCUGUUUGACAAAGUCUACUCCUCUAGCGCCACUCAGGAAAAAGUAUUUGAGGGGACAUUUCCUGUCAUUGCAUCGUGCGUUGACGGAUAUAACGUCUGUAUACUGGCUUAUGGCCAGACCGGCUCUGGGAAGACUUUCACCAUGAUGGGUACCAAAGAUCAACCAGGAGUGAAUAUUCGGUCAAUCAGGGAACUUUUACGCAUUUGUAAAGAGAGAGAAAACGUCACGUAUGCGCUGAAGAUCUCCAUGUUAGAAAUUUAUAAUGAAAGCAUAAAUGACCUCCUAUCGAAAAAUCCAGCCAAUCAUUUGGAGAUACGGACCCAAGGGAAGUCUGUCACGGUACCCGGACUGACGUACACUGAAGUGGAAACCGAGGACGACAUUUUAAACGUCAUGGAAGUGGGAGAAAAAAACAGAAAGAUUGCAUCAACAAAAAUGAAUAUAGAAAGCUCCCGCUCUCACCUCAUCGUCACUCUGCAAGUGGACGGCACCGACAGCAUCUCUGGCGUCACCUCCCGCGGGACCCUCACCCUGUGCGACCUGGCAGGAUCCGAGCGCAUCUCCAAAACCGAGGCCCGGGGACAGAGGCUGGUGGAGGCCGCCGCCAUCAACAAGUCCCUCACGUCUCUGGGACAGGUUUUCAGCGCUCUCAAAUGCAAUGCUCUGCACGUGCCCUUCAGAAACUCAAAGCUCACACAUCUGCUUCAGCCCUGUCUCAGCGGAGAUGCCAAGGCCUGCGUGUUCGUGAACGUGAGCCCGGACCCUAAGAACGUGGUGGAGACGCUCAGCACCCUGCAGUUCGGGUCGUCCAUCCGGCAGGUGGCACUGGGUAAAGCUGCACAACACGUAACCCCUGCACGCAACACCAAGGCCGAAAAAUAGCCACCGCAUCCGCACACUGACUGCACACGCUCACACUGGCCAUGUCGCUGCAUUCGCCUGGGAGAUGUACAGGGAAAGCUGCAUU
Messenger RNA from Megalops cyprinoides (Indo-Pacific tarpon), 1774 nucleotides. RefSeq names its product kinesin-like protein KIN-14R. The coding region runs from base 1 to 1689 and encodes 562 amino acids. NCBI's taxonomy places the organism in Eukaryota, Metazoa, Chordata, Actinopteri, Elopiformes, Megalopidae. Gene Ontology annotation, biological process: microtubule-based movement. Gene Ontology annotation, molecular function: microtubule binding; ATP binding; microtubule motor activity. The record is from RefSeq and is a predicted model, not a curated record. The transcript has 9 exons.